Messenger RNA from Saprolegnia diclina VS20, 1654 nucleotides. RefSeq lists its product as hypothetical. The record is from RefSeq and is a predicted model, not a curated record. The transcript has a single exon. NCBI's taxonomy places the organism in Eukaryota, Oomycota, Saprolegniomycetes, Saprolegniales, Saprolegniaceae. Bases 32 to 1615 code for a protein of 527 amino acids.
AGCUGAGCUUUUCGAACUCCACCUCGUCUUGAUGGAGAAGCACGUCGUGGGCCUGCCGUGCGAGACUCACUGCGGUGGCUACAACAAGCGCCGGCGAUACGGUCGCUACGAAGACUACGACGACGGAGCAGAUGAUGGGGAAAGCGCAGAGAUGGACGAGAUCCACGAUGAGACGCUGCGCGUGCUACAUUGGGUCAACGAGCGCAACGAGCAGCUCAAGUUGGCGUCAGUCCAAAUUCAGUUAGAGUCCGAGCUUGUCAACAACGUCGACGACGUAUUUGAAGACAUGGAGCCAACACAGCGCGAGUACGAGGGCUACACUGGCAACGCCGGCCCAACGCUCGAGUUUACGUACCGACGGGCGCUGCUCGUGCUCUGGCCGCGCGCACGGUCGCUAGAAGUCGCAGGUGUCAAGUCGGCUCUUUCCCGGGUGCAGUCGCUUGUCGACAGUGGUGACGCAGCGUCUGCGGAAUCGCUGCUGGAGCGCAUUGCUGCGUUUGCGGUUGCGCCAACAGAACCCGAGCUAGCAACUGCUCUACAAGCGGCCGCGACAAUUGCCGCGCGAGAAUCUGCUGUCGCCAUGCUGCGCCGGUGGGCAGCGACGCCGAAAGCACCGGUGCCAUCGCGUAGCAGCUACUACGACAAGCAGACGCCAACCGACUCUACAACAACGUUGGUACCGGCAAUUGCUGCGCUCAUACACUCCUUUGGAUGGACGUCGUCGUUCAAGGAGCUCAUUAGUACGACAGUCGCGCCUCGCCUCGGCCUCGCAGCAGUCGUGCAGCUCGCCGGCGCGGCACCCCAAGCUGCCGAUACACUCUUAUCAACCGUAAACUGGACAACCACGACCUUACCCCUGCCGUCCCUUUCGGCACUACACGACCUGGACGCAAACGGACGACUGCCCGACAGAGUCUUCAUGCAGCUCGUAGCCAAAUCGGAUUUGAGCUACGGCGAUAUGUCCACGCUCGUGCGGCGUGCAAUCGGCCAAGAGAGUCCGAGCAGCGUGUUUCUCGCCAUUGCUCUGGCCCAGAGGCCCCCGGACAAGACUCACACCGUGCCGAUCGCGACGACGCUUCUCUCGGUGCCGGCGGCCGCUGCUCUUUUUGUGCAAUCGCUGCUGGGUCCGUGCCAACAUGCCAGCGAUUCGAUCGUACCCGGUAUCUUGGAGACGGCGCGUCAACUAAGUAAUACGCCAGCUUACCAGAACCUCGUGUCCUUCCGCCUGCGCUUGUUGCCAGGAGCUAAAGAUGCACCUCCAGUCAAGACGUGGUGCCAACCAAGCGCGCGGCUGCCGUCGCACCCGCGCGUCCAGGACUUUCUCCGCGGUCCGACACAAACUAUGACUGAAGUCGGCUUUAACGGCAUCGCCCAUGCCCGCAACUUUGCCAACAAGUAUUUUGGCGCUGGCGUCAACCGCGUCACUGGCGCGAGUGCAAUGGCGGAGCCCUAUGGCACGGGCCAAAACGCCCGCUGCGAUAUUACCAAGACCGACUCGUACUACAAGGCGUCGCUUGUCAAGUGGAAGCAACGCCGCGACGAGGGAAUCGCUUUAAGGCAGCUCCUUUCCGCACCUUUCGAGCGGGUGACCGUGUCGAUUGGUGCGGACGUCUAAUUGCACUCCAAAUGAAUAUCAUUUUGUCGAGUUCUUGCU